GGGAAACCGAAAGUGGGCGGCGGCCGCGGCGGGGGCCCUGGCGGAGACGGCUGUGGGAGCCGGGCCCGGAGGCGCGGGGACGGGCUGUGGGCCCCUGGGACGAGGCGAAGAUGCUGGAAGCAGAUCUGGUUUCAAAGAUGCUGCGGGCUGUUCUGCAGUCUCAUAAGAACGGGAUAGCAUUACCCCGGCUCCAAGGAGAGUACCGAUCCUUAACUGGAGACUGGAUCCCCUUCAAGCAGCUUGGUUAUCCCACUCUAGAAGCCUAUCUGAGAAGCGUGCCAGCAGUUGUCAGGAUAGAAAGUAGUAGAUCUGGGGAGAUUACCUGCUAUGCCGUGGCUUGCACAGAAACUGCAAGGAUUGCUCAGCUUGUGGCUCGGCAGAGGAGCUCUAAAAGGAAAACUGGGCGGCAAGUUAACUGUCAGAUGAGAGUGAAAAAAACCAUGCCAUUUUUCCUAGAAGAGAGACCCACAGAAAUCAUCUGGUCAAGGGAGUAAUGGCAUAAUGAAACUAUGGUUUGAGGAGGCCAAUUGAAUAUUGUAUAUGCC
Molecule: messenger RNA, 545 nt
Organism: Castor canadensis (American beaver)
Lineage: Eukaryota; Metazoa; Chordata; Mammalia; Rodentia; Castoridae
Source: RefSeq, a predicted model, not a curated record